AUGAUCGCCAGCUCUCCUCAUGCCCAUGACGAGAGACUCGAAUUCCAUGGCGGAAGGCUGGCAGCACGAAGCGUGGUGAGCAACCCGCGGGGACCUCGAUCGCACGAGGAGAUUCGCGAGCGGAUCGCAUUGGAAAGGGCACGGCGGCGCGCGACGGACCGGCAGUCUACCGCUCUCGUCCGCGCGCUGACGUGGGCUCUGCGUGGCGUGGAUGAUGUGGCAGCGGUGGAUGCGGUUAUGGCUGUCGCGGAGGAGGAAGGCGAGGAGGUGAACGCGCGGGUGGUAUCCUCCGUGAUGCAGAAGCUCGGGAUUGAACGCCGAGUUGGUGCUGCGCUGGCGCUUUUUCAUUGGCUGCAGCGUGCUUCUGGUUCCGAGACUGUCAGAAGCGGCACUACAAAGACCGGUACGCCUUCUGAGGGUGAUCUUAAAAGAAACAGCCACGCCCAGGAAGAAACAAAUUCUGAAAACGAGGAAUCAAGAAAAGGAGAGACUAAUGUGAGAUGGAAGGGGUUAUCUGAGCCGAAUGUGUACACGUACAACAGCUUAUUGGGAGCACUAAAGGCCAGUGGGGAAUGGUCACGGAUGGAGGAAGUAGUGGACUGGAUGUCAGCCAAUGGCGUGGCGCCAGAUGUCGUCACUUUGAACACUCUCCUGUCUGGCUUAGAAACUCAAGGCAAGGACGAAGCAGCGUGGAACCUUAUAACGAAAUUCGGCAUUCAGUACUCGUUUCACAAGCCACGGCGACCCGCAGAUGCUCAGAACAGGCCAGUGGAGAGCAAGCCUUCAGAGAGCAAGAAACAUGAGCCGAAUCCGCAUAGCACGUUACGUGAUGCCGCUACGGUCCCGCAGCAUCUAGUAGCCGCGUCCGCGCCCACCAAGGCAGCAGAUACCCUGGAGAAAUGGUCUGUGCGGCCGGACCUGUUUACUGUGCGCACCGUGCUGCCUGUGUGCCGCAGAGGGCGGGUGGUGGAACGAGCGCUGGCGCUCUACUCUCUAGCCCUGGAAUUAGCGGGCUCUUCUAGUGGCAGCAGUGGUGGCACCAGCGGCAGCAGCAGUGGCAGCAGCAGCAGCAGCGGCAGCAGCAGCAGGGGCGAGGGGAGCAGCGGAACUGUAGCCAGAGAAGGUGAGCGGAGUGGGAGCACCCGGCAGCAGCAGCAGCAUCGGGAGGUGGCAGCGGCGCUUAGGUUCGCUUGUAACGAGGAGAUGAAGCAGAUAGUCGCCGCGCUGGAACGACAGGUGGACGGAAACCGUCAAGCAGACGGUAACUGGCAGGCUGACGUUCACGUGCAGGUAGGGAAGGCCGAACAGACAAGGACCGGUAGGGCAGCUGUAUUGGCGCAGGAUGCAGCACAGGGAGGCGUAGGUAGGGCUGUCACUGGAACGAAGGGGGUAGCCGUAGCUACAGUUGCAGGGGCAGCGCCAAGUUUAGAGGAAAGAGAGGGAGGGGCAUGGCGAGAGGUAGCCGCUAUUGGUGCAGCAGCGACAGCGGUAGGAGUUGCCGGCGAAACAGCAGCAGCUGGCACCUCCAGGCACGAGUCUGCUCUGGGGAUGGAUGAGGAGGAGCCGGAGCAGGAGGAGGAGGAGGCGGAGGAGCAGGAGCGGGGGCAAGGGGAAAGAGCAGGGAGUUCGGGGGCAGGGCACGGGAUGAUGAGGCAUGGCACGGCAGGUGCGUCUAGGGUACUGUGGCUGCUGGAUCAGAUGGAAAGGGUGGGGAUAAAAGCUGAUGCGGAGACUUACCGCUUGGCCCUGCACGCUUGCUGCCUUGACGACCUUGUGGGUUAUGCUAAGCCCAUGGGCAUGGGCAGUUCUAAGGGUGCAGGCAUGGGUCACCGUAAGCAUGGGCAUGCGCAUGGGCACUGGCAUGGGCACGGGCACGGGCAUGGGCAUGGACAUGGGCAAGGAACUUGCAGGCAGCGGGAAAUCCGCACUCUCUUUGCUGCCAUGCGCAGCCAUGGGUUCGUCCCUGGCCUGGACACGUGUCACCAGGUGAUUGGCGCGCUUGGCAGGGCAAAAAAGUGGUGGGCAGCACUGGAAGUUUUUGAGUCGAUGAAGGCACAGGGGCCUGCACCGACCGCUGCCACGGAGAGGCUCAUUCGCGGGCACUUCAACAUUUUGCUGACUGCUGCCCGGAAGCGUGGGCUGUGGAAGUGGGCGGUUUCUCUUCUUGCCAAGAUGGAGUCUGCAGGGAUCCCACCAGAUGCCCUUGCAUGGCGCACGGCGCUUGUAACAUGUGCAAAGGCGAAUGAAACCGCCUCCGCUAUUAAAGUUUUCGAGGAUAUGGUGGAGACGGGGGUACGGGCGGAUGCAGUGGCGUAUGGCGCUUUGCUAAGUGCUCUGGAGAAAGGGGAUUUGUUGGAGCCAGCAGAGGCAGUGUGGGGGCAUAUGAGGAAGAUGGGUGUCGAGCCAAAUUUGCAGGCGUACACUACUAUGAUUGUUGCUCUGGGGAAGAGAGGGGAGUACGGGCGAGCUGCAGCCUUGUUUGAGGAGCUUCAAGGGACGGCUAGCAGCGGCAGCGGCAGCAGCAACAGCAGCAGCAGUGGCAGCAGCGGCAACGGUGACAGCAGCAGCAGCAUUGGCGAGUCUGCUCUGACUGGGCAGGGGAGAGCGGGGGAGGAGUUGGUUGCUGUUCGGGUGCACAAAAGGCAGGAUGGAACACCAGCACCAGCCGCUGCUGCGUACAGAGAACGUCAUCUGGGUGCUGACGUGGUGGCAUUCAAUGCGAUGGUUACAGCUUGUGCUCAUGCUGGGGAAGGGCUGAGGGCUCUUGAUUGGCUGCAAAAGAUGGAGGUAUCCUCUGCCACUCCACCAAACGCCACCACUUACCAGCAAGCUGCCAUCGCGCUUGCUGAUGCCAGUCACUGGGAGGCUGCCCUCUCACUCAUCCCACGAGCGCGCUCUCGGGGAAUUGAGCCCACACCUUUGAUGUUUGAGGUGGUGCAGCGAGCCUGUGCUGCUAAUGGGGCGGACUUCGCGUCACAAUUGGUAGCCGUGUCGGCUUCUCGUGCAGAGUUGGUUGGUGGUGCGAAGAGUUGA
Messenger RNA from Closterium sp. Yama58-4, 3033 nucleotides. NCBI's taxonomy places the organism in Eukaryota, Viridiplantae, Streptophyta, Zygnematophyceae, Desmidiales, Closteriaceae. The record is from the annotation of a GenBank genome assembly.